AUGACAAUCACCUUAAGUUCUGUGUUGGCUGUGUUGGUCGUCAUCGCACAUCCUGACGAUGAAACUAUGUUCAGUGGCUUCAUUCAUGCUCUUACGCAUAAACUCAAUGCUUCUGUUGAUCUGGUGUGUGUCACGAAUGGCGAAGGUGGUUUUACAUAUGCGGAACUGUCUGAAUCCCUCUAUGGAAAUCUGAAAUUAUCAAAUGAAACUAUUGGCAGAAAACAUCUGCCACGUAUACGCCAACAAGAAUUAUUUAAUAGUGGACGAAUAUUAGGUAUUAGAAAAUAUUUCUUUUAUGAUCAAAUCGAUUUGGAAUACAGCCGAGAUGUCAAUACAGUCUUCGAGAAACAAUGGGAUAAACAAUGGGUCAUUGAACAAUUCCAACAAACAAUUAAGAAUGGAAAUGGUGCUGAUGGCUAUGAUUUAAUGGUUAUUGAGCUUCCAAAUGUGAAUUCGCAUGGUCAUCAUACAGCAUCAGGCCUGCUUGCACUCGAAGCUAUCAAUCGUUUACAACGAAAGAAGUCAGUUAACAUGUCCAUACCAACAGUUAUUGGUGGAUCGGAAUUUGUUUUUACUCAAUCGCCAACGUACGCUGAAGAUCGACUAGCUGAAAUUUUAACAAACAUAACGACAUUCGAAUUUCGUUUCAACUUGAAAUGGAAAAUAAGUAAAUCGAUGAUAGUUAACUAUAAAACAAUUCGCUGUUGGGUAGCUGCUGAACAUAAGUCUCAAGGCAAUCUCAUAGAUCAAGUAGUAUUCGAAUCCAAUCGUACUGAGGAACAAUAUUUUUAUUUUGCUAUUAAUGAACGAUACGGUGGUCAUGGACGUCUCUCAAUGAUGCGGAAUCUAUUCACUCAACUUGCUAACAUACAUCAAAGCGACAACGAAAAUUAG
Rotaria sp. Silwood1 is the source of this 894-nucleotide messenger RNA. The record is from the annotation of a GenBank genome assembly. NCBI's taxonomy places the organism in Eukaryota, Metazoa, Rotifera, Eurotatoria, Philodinida, Philodinidae.